ACGCAUCACCAGCGUGUGUGAGUAGUGUAGAGGAAGUGGCGGCUGAUCUGGGUCCGCACCUUUUCCGGUAACACAGCACCGCUACAGCUCGACUGAACGGCAGCAGAGAGGAAGAGAGACAGAGAGCGGCAAGAGCGGGGAGAAACGGCCCGGGGACUGGGGGGAGAUCGCCGCAAAAGCAGGGGGAAGAGAAGAAAGUCGGAUGAAUCAAUGACCCUUUUGAGCGCUCUUCCUGUGGAUGUCCCGGCGCAAUAACGGACCGGGCAGCUCGGAUUCGAUGUGUUUUCUUGAGAAAAAAAUCACCGUGCCGUAGUAGUCAUCGACUGGGAACUGACUGAAGGCAAGUGUGGAGCGCCGGCUGCCAAGGAGGAAGUGGGAACCCCGGGCUCGGACUGGGCCUGUUUGUAUGAAGCUACAGCAGCUAGAUACUGAAGGAGAAAUCAGACUUGAAAUGCGGCGGGUGAAGAAAAUGUGUGCCUGACAGCUGCUUUAAAACAAGGGGAUGUGAUUUAUUCUUUUGCCUUACAUUGGAGGAUCAUGAAAAUAAAUCCCCACCCAACUCUGCGAGGGCUCCAUACAUACUGCUCCCACUGACAGACACCACCUCAGGUCAGACCAGACCAGCACAGAACAGGUUAACUGUACCUCUCUGUUGAUUCACUGAACAAACUUGAAAGCCAGCGCCUUUUGAACAUUGACACUUCACGCCAUCACAUGGUUGGCGUCUAGCACACACCUAAACUGUAACCUCUAACAGUUGUGUUGAAAGACAACUUUUUUGUUGUUAUCAGAGAACUUGUCUUUUCUAAUUGUCGAAGAAAAGUAUUUAUGCACAGAAAACAAGAUGGGGAAAUUACUGUCAAAGAUCUUUGGCAACAAGGAGAUGAGAAUAUUGAUGCUUGGACUUGAUGCUGCUGGUAAAACCACCAUUCUGUACAAGUUGAAGCUGGGACAGUCAGUCACCACUAUCCCCACGGUUGGUUUCAACGUGGAGACCGUCACCUAUAAGAAUGUGAAGUUCAACGUGUGGGACGUGGGGGGACAGGACAAGAUCAGACCUCUUUGGAGACAUUACUACACGGGCACCCAGGGCCUGAUUUUUGUGGUGGACUGUGCCGACAGGGACAGGAUCGACGAGGCGAGGCAGGAGCUCCACCGGAUCAUCAAUGACCGAGAGAUGAGGGAUGCCAUCAUCCUGAUCUUUGCCAACAAACAAGACCUCCCAGAUGCCAUGAAACCCCACGAGAUCCAGGAGAAGCUGGGCCUGACCCGUAUCAGAGAUAGGAAUUGGUACGUUCAACCCUCAUGUGCAACAACAGGGGAUGGACUAUAUGAGGGUCUCACCUGGCUCACCUCAAACUACAAAUCUUAAUGUUUGUCCCUCUCACCAGCCUGGACACUUGGAGGCAACAAAAGUAGCUGAGAAUGAAAAUAAGAUACAAAAAAAAAAUACAAUCUGAAGCAAUUAAUACCACAACCUCUCUGCUGAGUGUAUAUCAAAGAGAGUGAUUAUAUUUUUCUUUUUCUUUUUGGUAAUUAUGACUUCUCUAUAAUCCCAGAUUUCAUUUAAACAAUUGUUUUACUCCUGGUUUUCCUUAUUAGUUUCUUCUAGUUUUGCUUUGGUUCAGAUUCUGUAUAAUCAGUACUUUUUAAAUAUACAAUAAGCCUAAUUUUGAGCUCUUACUGCAAGUUCUUUCCUUUCCUCUUUUGUGUAUAAUUUUGUUAUGGGGACACUGGGACACACACACCUGUUUAGUUUUGCCCCUGCUAAGCUCUCAUUCAGUAUUCUCAUGACCCAGCUACAUAUCCAAAGGAUGGGGGAAAAGUCCAGAAACCAUCGCCAAUAGCAUCAGCAUAUCACUUUCAUGGCAAAAACUGCCUCUGCAAUGUGUAAGAAUGUGUAUUAACGAUAUGUUCGGACCUUGUCAGGAUUACUUCAUUAUUGAUUGUACUGGGAUGAAUGAGGAAACAUGUUAGUUCUAAUUUUCUGUGUAGUGAUCACAUCCAUUGUGUCUACUGUGGUUUGAUUCAAAGACACUAUGUGGACGCUGGAUAUUCACUCACACACACACACAUACACACACACUGUGAUAUGGAUAUAUAUUUUUGUUGUUUCAGGGUCUGAACCUGUUACCACUAGUCUUAUUAUUUUUACGACUGCCUCUUUUUUUUUUUGUCCUCUCAGAGUUUCCGUUACUCUAGAGUAUUUGUAGUUUCAGCUGCCUUAGGAGGGGUUUACAAAUGCCCCACAAGCAAGACAGUGACUACAACAGAAGGUAUUGUCAAACGCUGAGUUUGCACUUUGAGAGGUUGGUUAGGGUGGGGAGGGAGACCAACGAGCUGGCUGUGCACGUUUUCAUUUUCUGUGACUGACAUUUGGACUCCAGCGAGUGUUUACACAUUUCCUAACCCCCACCCUCCUCCUGUGUAGGUGCUUCAAUGACUUCUUCAUCUUCUCUUUUUUUGCCCAUCAUCGCCCGCCUGUACACACACACACACACACACACACACACACACCAGCCUUCUGUUGAUUGUUCAUAGUUACUGCUCUUUUCAUUAUUAUUUUUGCUGCUUUAUUUUUCUGCUAAUGAAAUAAUAAAAAAAUAUAUCCAGAUCA
Messenger RNA from Solea solea (common sole), 2617 nucleotides. RefSeq names its product ADP-ribosylation factor 6a (gene arf6a). Gene Ontology annotation, biological process: vesicle-mediated transport; intracellular protein transport. Bases 845 to 1372 code for a protein of 175 amino acids. Gene Ontology annotation, cellular component: cytoplasm. The transcript has 2 exons. Lineage: Eukaryota; Metazoa; Chordata; Actinopteri; Pleuronectiformes; Soleidae. The record is from RefSeq and is a predicted model, not a curated record. Gene Ontology annotation, molecular function: GTPase activity; GTP binding.